UUCGGUUAUUUUUUUCCAUUCAGGCAACAUAUCAAAGCCAGAAAUAUGAACGGAAAAGAAAGAACCAAGAAAUCUAUCAAAAAGCUAUUUAAGAAGAAUGAGAUAAUAUAUCAUAGGGAAGAAAUGGUAAAAGUAAAAUUCAUAGACGACGAAGAAGUUUCCAUAAUAAAUGAACGAUCAGUGAAGACCAAACCGCUGCAAAAGACGGAACAAGAAAGCAAUAAACAAAAGAAGCAGGAGAACAAAACAUAUUCGGGGUCAAGAAGAGAAGUUCCCAAUGCACAUCUAGUAGAUAGGAAAAGAAACAUUAAAGAGAAGAAGAAAAUUAAAGUGAAAGAGGUUGAAGAAAUUCAGAAAUACUCGUAGAAGAAACGAAAUUAACUGAAAAAGGCGAAAAAGCAUCCAAUAGCAAGCAACAAAAGAGGCAAGAAAACGAAACAUACUCGAGUUCAAGAGAAGUUCCCACUGCACAUCUAGCAGAUAGUAAAGGAAGCGUUAAAGAGAAGAAGAAAAUUAAAGUGAAAGCGGUUGAAAAAAAUUCAGAAAUAGUCGUAAGAGAAACGAAAUUAACUGAAAAAUUCGAAAAAUCAGUCAAUUGCAAGCAACAAAAGAAGCAAGAAAACAAAACAUACUCAAGUUCAAGAGCAGUUCCCAUUGCACAUCUAGCAGAUAGUAAAGGAAGCAUUAAAGAGAAGAAGAAAAUUGAAGUGAAAGAGGUUGAAGAAAAUUCAUAAAUACUCGUAGAAGAAACGAAAUUAACUGAAAAAGGCGAAAAAGCAGCCAAUUGCAAGCAACAAAAGAGGCAAGAAAACGAAACAUACUCGAGUUCAAGAGAAGUUCCCACUGCACAUCUAGCAGAUAGUAAAGGAAACAUUACAGAGAAGGAGAAAAUUAAAGUGAAAGCGGUUGAAAAAACUUCAGAAAUACUCGUAGAAGAAAUGAAAUUAACUGAAAAAGGAGAAAAAGCACCCAAUUGCGAUAAAAGGAAGGAAGAGGGGGGGAAAAGGUUCAACUGUUUCAGAAAACAACGGAAGAGAAACUGGAAGGCAAAAGAAGAGUAGUAGGAGUAAAAGGAUGGUGGUUUUCAUGGAUGAUGAAGAAAAAACAAAAUCAAUUGAUUCAGAUUCCGAUACAAUCUCAGAGAUAAAGUCAAGCUCCGAAAGCUCAAAUUUUGAGCCAUAUUCAGACUAUGAAGAUGAGUUAUCUAAAAUAAAAGACAGUGCCGUCCUCCCAUCUGUUCCCCAAAAUACAAAGAGCAUUGUUGUAGUAGGAACAAACAAUGAUAUUAAAAGAAGGUGGGACAAAAAAUGUGUGUCUGUUUUGUGGUAAAUAUGCCAAAUUACCAAGGCAUUUUGAAAGUGCCCAUCAGGAGGAAGAUGAGAUAAGACGAGUUUCCCUUCUUCAUUCUGAAAAGAAAUUCUCCGAAAAAAAUAUCUGUUGAUGAAAUUAAAAAACCUCGGAAGUUACAAAAACAACUGUGAUGUUGUUCGAAAAGGUGAAGGUGAUUUCAUGGUUGUUUACCAACCCCAGAACAACACUGCGUCAUACGAUCAGUACAUUCCAUGCAGUAGCUGCUACGGCUAUUACACAAAGAAAGAUCUUUGGAAGCACAAAUGCCCUCUUGCAGAGGAAAAAAAAAGAAAUUCUCCAGUGCCUUUAGGAAAGGAAAAGAGUUACUACCCAUUCCUGUGGAUAUAGACAGUAAUAUAAAAAGUAUUCUGACAUCUAUGAGACUUGAUAAAGUUACAAACGUAAUCAAAAGUGAUGUAACAAUAUGCAAAUAUAUUGCAAAAAUGUACGCAAAAAAAGGAGGAAAUAGGGAGCACCGAAAACAGGAGAUUAGAAAUAACUCCCAAGAAGUUGCUCGCCUGGUUCUUGC
This is a messenger RNA of Uloborus diversus, 1879 nucleotides long. RefSeq lists its product as uncharacterized. NCBI's taxonomy places the organism in Eukaryota, Metazoa, Arthropoda, Arachnida, Araneae, Uloboridae. The transcript is spliced from 3 exons. The record is from RefSeq and is a predicted model, not a curated record. Bases 46 to 366 code for a protein of 106 amino acids.